This is a messenger RNA of Vigna unguiculata (cowpea), 637 nucleotides long. RefSeq names its product heavy metal-associated isoprenylated plant protein 39-like. Lineage: Eukaryota; Viridiplantae; Streptophyta; Magnoliopsida; Fabales; Fabaceae. Gene Ontology annotation, molecular function: metal ion binding. The record is from RefSeq and is a predicted model, not a curated record.
CAAUUCACCUUCACCUCUUCACCUACCUUUGAAAUUCUCAUCAAGCAGUUCUUGCUCAGUUAGCUCUCAUCACUACCAAUCUUUAAAACCAAUGAAGAAAGUGGUGUUAAAGAUGGACUUACACGAUGACAAGAUCAAACGAAAAGCUAUGAAGACAGCAUCAGGCAUUUCAGGGGUUGAUUCAAUUUCUGUUGACUUGAAAGACAUGAAGUUGGUGCUAUUGGGUGAGAUUGAUCCAGUGAGUGCAGUAUCGAAGCUACGAAAAUGGUGUCACACAGAACUAGUUUCUGUUGGGCCAGCAAAAGAGGAGAAAGAAAAGGUGGAGCCACCAAAAGUACCUGUUCCUGUCUAUGAACCCUACCCCUUUUAUUAUUAUCCUUAUCAUAUCACACCACCAUUGUAUUCUUAAUUUUUUUUUUAACUAUGUUACAAGUUUCGGAGGAAUCCUAUGUAGAAAGUGGUUGUGUUACUUCAGCCGAUUUAGAGUGUUAGAAUGUCUCUGUUUAGAAGAGUCCUCGUCGUUUUUGUUGGUUUUACUUGUAUUUUUCGUGGUCUAGUAGAUUCAGGACCAUUGUGUUUAAUUAUUUUGCCAACUCGUAUAAAUAAGAUUUGAGGGGAAAAUGUUUUCUUCAUAAUA